Molecule: messenger RNA, 846 nt
Organism: Paramecium octaurelia
Lineage: Eukaryota; Ciliophora; Oligohymenophorea; Peniculida; Parameciidae
Source: the annotation of a GenBank genome assembly
UAUAUAAACAUGCAGAGGUUCGAAAGUGAUGUGAAUGCGGAAGGGGAAUCUUAAGCUGCUUACACAAGAUUUGAAUCAUCUCCAUCAGUUGGUCAAUUGUCUGGCACACAUGUGGAAAAAUAAACUAUCAUCAAAUCAACUCUAAUUGCUUCUAUUGGGUCCUUCCUCUUUACUUAUGGCAUUUUAGCAUCAGCAGGGAACAAUACGGCAAUCUUAGUCAUAUUCUUCUUAAGCAUUCUCAUGACUGAUCGUCUAACUGUAUUCAAUCCUGCUGUUAGCUUGAUUGAUUUACUUAUGGCUAGAAUUGGAUUCCAGGAGUUUAUGUUUAAUGUUAUUGGCUAAGUCGGAGGCAGUCUCUUGGGUGCAAUGGUGUGUUUCUUCGUCUUAGAAGACUUCACCAAUGCACCCUAUUUGAAUGCCAAAAUUGGUGACAAUCUACUUGGAGUAUUAGAAUAUAUUCAAUAAGCAAAUAGUCAGUGGAAGGCGAAUCGAUUGGCUCUGUCUUAUUUAUGGUGGUCUUGGCAUUGCAGGAGGAUGAUUACUUGAAAUUCUCUGAUGAUAAAUUGGAACAUGCUCUUGUGGUCACUCUAGGAUUUGGUGCUGCUCGUGUCUUGUCAUCUGAAGGAUAAUCACUCUUCAAUCCAGCAUUCGCUUUUAGGUAUUCAAAUUGGAAUAUGGUCAAGUUUGGAAUUGUUUGAAUGCAUUCAGGAUGGUUCUUGGGGAAGAUUCGGAUUUUUGUGGGUAUUCACUUGCACUCCUUUCGUGGCAGCAAUUGUAGCCAUAACAUUCAAUAGUCAAGUGUAUAAGAGAUUCUACGACAAGAAAGUUUAAUAUGGAUUUUGAUUU